GACUGACUGACAGGUGGAACACAUUGGGACACUACUGACGUACAGGAGUAAAGAGAGAGAGUGAGAGAAAGAGUGAGACUCUGGGAAGGGGCAGCAUACCUCACUGCUGUAGUACAUGGCUAUCUGGGAUGGAAACAACCAGAGGAAUUUUGGAGGGAAAAGGGAGAGCAAGGGAGAGAGAGCAGGGGAAGGUGGUAAGCAGGAGGUCGGCAGACUCAUUAAGGAUCAAGAGAGAGAGAGAGCACAGAUAUAAAAAUACUCAGUAGCAACUGACACUCAGGCUUGCAGCACCGCAACAUCUGAUUAACUACUUGUCGAUCUCAUGCUGAUAACGAGCAACGGACAGUUUGACUCAGAGCUCAGUUCUGUCCAGAUGGGAAAGAAACAGUGAGAGAGACUUCCUGAAAGACACUGCAGCGUUGGACAAUGACUACUGCGCCAAGAAAGCUGGAUGAGCUGUGCUACCUCACGGCUCAGUCCAUGACAUCACUGGUGACAUCAGAGCACUUCAAGCUGAUCAAAAAGCUGGGAGAGGGGUCGUAUGGCAAGGUGAUGCUGGCGGUGCAUCAGAAGAGAGGAACCCCAAUGGCUCUGAAGUUCUUCCCCCGUCGCUCUACCACUCUCCAAGCUUUCCUGCGUGAAUACAACCUGUCUGUCUCUUAUUGCACACACCCUUCUCUGACGCGGGCUAUUGGCAUCUUCUACUCCACGCCUUCCCACUAUGUUUUUGCCCAGGAGGCUGGUCUUUAUGGAGACCUGUAUGAUGUCAUUGUGUCAGAGGUGGUGAGUGAGGAGUGCGCUCAGAGUGUGAUGUCUCAGUUGAGUGGUGCUGUGUCUCAUUUGCAUUCGCUUGGCUUUGUGCACCGGGACAUUAAGCCUGAGAACAUCUUCUUGUGUGACCGCCUUUGUCGCUGGGUCAAACUGGGCGACUUUGGCCUGGCGCGGGCAAAGGGGACCAAGGUCCGUGCUGUGUGGUACAACUCUCCUUUCUGUGUGCCCGAGAUGGAGUGCGCUAAGACAGUCAGUGAGGGGAAGGAGGGAGCAGAGGACACCUGGAUGACAGUAGAGCCCAGUUUGGAUACUUGGUCUUUAGGCAUCCUCAUAUACUGCCUGCUGACAAGCUGCUUCCCCUGGGAGGAGACCACGUCUGAUGACCCUUCCUACUGCAAGUACAGAGACUGGUUCAACCGAACCAAAGAGAGAGAAGAGAGGGCCAGAGGACCGAAUGAACUGAGGGAGGGAAAUCAUUGUGAAAAGCAAAACACUGUGAGAGAGGAGAAUGAGGCUGAAUUAGAAGUCGCCCGUCAGUUUGACUCUCUAAGCUCAUUCGUCCUCAUUCUUCUGAGAAAGCUGCUGAACCCGCUGCCCUGGCUUCGCCCCGGGCCUGAAGAGAUCCUGUCUUACCUUGGAGGACCUUGGUUACUGAAGACAGAGAAAGAGGAAUUGAGGAGAGAGCAGGAGGCGCAUUUGGAGGCCAAGAAGAUCCACGAGAGAGGAGGGGUGGAAGGGGGAAAAGAGAUAUUGGGAAGGAGGGAGAGAUAAAGUUCAUGUACGACUGCAAUAUUAUAAACAGAUGUACUUUAUAUUUAUGAGUUUUUAUAUAUAUUUUGGAAUAUUAGUUUUUUACAAAUAGACAAUGAGAUGAAUGAACUUUUUAAAGAUUUGUAUUUGUACAGUGGCCCUUGGACACUUAAUAUAAAUAAUUAAUUAUUAAUAUUAAAUUAUUAGUAAUAUAACUUAUUAAAGAGUUAAUGUCAUUGCAUUAGAGAACAAAUUAUCCAGCCAAGUUGAUGUAUACACACACACACACACACACACACAACAAUUCAAAA
This is a messenger RNA of Rhinichthys klamathensis goyatoka, 1832 nucleotides long. RefSeq names its product SH3 domain binding kinase family, member 3 (gene sbk3). The record is from RefSeq and is a predicted model, not a curated record. Gene Ontology annotation, molecular function: protein serine/threonine kinase activity; ATP binding. The transcript has 4 exons. Gene Ontology annotation, biological process: peptidyl-serine phosphorylation; peptidyl-threonine phosphorylation. Lineage: Eukaryota; Metazoa; Chordata; Actinopteri; Cypriniformes; Leuciscidae. Bases 427 to 1542 code for a protein of 371 amino acids.